Molecule: messenger RNA, 1072 nt
Organism: Linum trigynum
Lineage: Eukaryota; Viridiplantae; Streptophyta; Magnoliopsida; Malpighiales; Linaceae
Source: the annotation of a GenBank genome assembly
CUUCCUCCCCGACGAGUUCGACUAGCUGCAAUAGUUUUUUAGGAUACACCGAUUACCAGGAUCGCCCAACGCUCAGGUAAUGUUUUAUUCCCUAGUCCUCUUCCUCGGCAGCGCAAGCUGUACUUCUUCUUUGCAGCUGGGCCUAUGCUUAUUAAUUCUAGCCUUGGCUCAACCCACCUCCCUUGCCCUGGGAACGUUCUCACGGGAUGCAUGUCCAUGACGCUUAGUUCGUCACCGCACAAGGAGGGAGGAAAGUCUACUCAUGAUUCUUUGUCUUGUGUACAUGAUCAAGCAAUGGAUCACGUUACCUCGGAUCAGGUGGUUCAGUUCUCGAUGAGGAGGCAAUCGACAAAAUAUCGGGCUGCCCAUUAUCUCCUGGGACGACUCUUCACUGAGAAUAUGGUGUCGACCACGAAACUGAGGGGAUCGGUGAUUACUCCUUGGCUAAUCCAAGGACGCAUCAGGGUCAUGAUGGCAAAAUAUGGACUAAUCAAGUUUGUGCUUCCUAGUGAAGAGGCUAAAAUUUGGGUGAUUAAGCGAACUCCUUGGGUGAUCACUGACAAGAUCCUCCACCUCUGUCCAUGGACUCCUGUAAUUACGAAGAAAUCUUUGAUGACCAGGCAAUUGCCCCAUUUCCGGGUUCAAUUGUGGGAUAUUAAAGAGGAUUUCUGUACCCAACAAUUUGGUGGAAAGUGGUGAAUACCACUAUUUGAAAAGUGCUUGAGGCAGGCGUUUUUGCCUGUCAGGAUACGGGUCGCUAGUUUGUGAAGGUCAAGGCGCUGAUUGACUUCACAAAAUCACUUCGCUCUCAGAUUAUGGCUAUUAAUGACGAUACCGGGUGCUUCUGGGUGAGCCAGAAGUAUGAACAUCUCCCCAGCUAUUGCUAUCACUAAGGGAGGGUGGGACACCCGCUGCGAGCCUGUGCUUUCGACCCACCGACUAGAAAGGAAAAAUUCGACCCACAUAUGUCAACUAAAAAGCUGGAUACAAGGAUAUAUGAUGUGGAAGAUCACAAGCAAUUCUUUCCCAAAGGAGUUAACUUGGUCUGGGUCAACAAAGAUAAUCGGGAUUC